Teleopsis dalmanni is the source of this 909-nucleotide messenger RNA. RefSeq lists its product as uncharacterized. The coding region runs from base 155 to 658 and encodes 167 amino acids. The transcript has 3 exons. The record is from RefSeq and is a predicted model, not a curated record. NCBI's taxonomy places the organism in Eukaryota, Metazoa, Arthropoda, Insecta, Diptera, Diopsidae.
CAACAAUUUAUCUUGUGGACGUCAACUAAAUCGCAUUAAACGUGACCUUUUCGGUUCAGUUAGUCCUGCUGAAAUAAACAAAUAUGCAUCAGAUGAACUUGAAAAGAAUCACGAAAAAGCUGCCAAAAAAUGGGGUUUUGAUUUUCGGAAUGGAAUGCCAAUAAAAUGUAAUUCGCACUUCGUAUGGGAACGUGUGACUUUCCAAGAGGCAACAAACUCACCCGAAAUGUAUACACUUACACGUGCGGCACAUGUACGUCCAGUGACAACACCACCAACUCCUAUCGAUUUGUUAAUAGAUGAACGUGCUGAACGUGAAAAUUUCAUCAGCUCUGCAACAGAUACGGAUUCAUGUGAUGAAUCACAGGACGAAGCAACAGUAACAUUUAAGGUUCCAACUAUAGUUGGCCAUAGCAAUAAAACUACAAAAAUUACAUUGCCUAGCAGUAAACCUAAUUUGCGUAAACGUCAACCGAAGAUAACAGAAUAUAUGAAGGAACGCAAACGUCUCGCACAAACUCCUAAGAAAAUGUCACCACCAUCAAAACGCAUGCGUACUUCAUCUGGCAGUGGCGUCUCUUCAAGUACCAACAGUCACUUAAGUCAAAUGUUCGGCUUUAGUGGAAAUAUUACUUUCAAAAGAUCAUAUGCAAAAUAAACUCAAAUUUUUCUCGUCAACUUUACAUAUAUUUAAGUAUAAACUAUUUUGUAUACCCUAUAUGUAUAUUCCAAUUGUAAAUAUAUACAUAUACAUAUAUAUGUAUAUUUCGAUUUAAAUUAUAAGUACAUAAUUUCAAUUAAGAAAUUGCCAUAAAUAUUAGUGAUUAGUUAUAAAAAUUUUAUAUACAAAAAACUAUUAAUCAAAGACAAUUUUCUAUUGGUAAAAUCUAAAACUCUCAGUUUUAUAAA